Molecule: messenger RNA, 3490 nt
Organism: Bolinopsis microptera
Lineage: Eukaryota; Metazoa; Ctenophora; Tentaculata; Lobata; Bolinopsidae
Product: serine protease inhibitor 42Dd-like
Exons: 8
Coding region: 19-1368 (449 amino acids)
Molecular function (GO): serine-type endopeptidase inhibitor activity
Source: RefSeq, a predicted model, not a curated record
UACGGCAGAUGAUCAGUAAUGUUUUGGAUUCUUAAGGUUUUGGCAUUCAUCUUCAGCUCGACUUCAGCUAGAAGUUUUCACAGGGUUUCAAACCGCGUGAACAACAACAAUAUCUUUGAUAUAGAGGAAGACCCCCGUAUCAAAGAUUUGUGCAACAAAUGUUGUAACCCAGGAGUUUACGAACAUGGCAACGAGAAGUGUGGCCUGGCCAUCAGCUCCCACAACUUUGCGUUUGAGCUGAUGAAAAAUCUAGCAGCUGGAUCAAACGUCCCUGAAAACAUAGUCAUUUCUCCCUUCAGUGUGAUGAACAUCAUGCUCCUACUGUCACUUGGAGCCAGCGGCAGGACCCGAGAGGAGAUCAGAAGGACACUGCAAUUCCCACUUUACUUUCCACCCGAGCACGACCAUAUCCUGAUGAAGUGCGCUCUCAUGCAGUACGAUGGAGUCUCCCUUCAGGCUGCUAACGCAGUGUUUUACGACAGCCAGAAGGCUACAUCCAGACAAUCUUUCGUGGAAGAAGCUGCCAAGUACUACAACGUCAGUGUGAAGGGUGUCCGAUUUGAGGCUGAUCCUUAUCAUGCUUGGCUUAACGUCUCAGAUUUUAUCAGGGAGAGCAGCCACGGCUUCCUGGACAACGUUUUGCAAGAAACGUCCAUCUCAGAACUCCUCUUUGUCAACACCGUCUAUUUCAAUGGAACUUGGAGUUUCAAAGUACCCAGCAACGGCCAAAAAAGGAUAACUUUCUACAGAAAUUUCAGCCAUUUAAUGAGUCCAACCACGCCCAGAACUGAACGUGAAGUUGAGGCCUUCGAAGUAACCACCCCCCUGAACGUGGGAGUGCUUGAAGACUACACCAGCUACGGCGACAAGAUCCGGGUGGUUGAACUACCCUACUCUGACGAACAGUUCUCAAUGUUCAUUUUCAAAUCAGAAAAGGGGCAAAUAUCUCUGAAUUUCAUCGAAGAGACGAUCAGAAGGUGGACAAUCGGAGUCAUUAAACACUAUAAAAUGGUCAAAACCAUGGUGACAGUAACAGUACCCAAAUUCACCAUCGCCUAUCAGGCUGACGUGUCAGAAGCACUGAGUAACAUGGGGAUUAAGAAGUUGUUCUCAAGGGGAGGAGAUAGCAAUCCCGAAUUGAAUAACUUGUUCGAAGAUGACCCCAAAAUCUAUGCGGACCGGCUCCUUCACAGUGCCAAGAUCAUGGUAACGGAAGCGGGGACGGAAGCAGCAGCUUACUCUAUAGCGAGUAUAUCCCGUGGGGGAUACCUCAACACUAUCACCUUCUCACAUCCGUUCGUGUUCGUGAUCUACGACAGCUGCAACAACCUGAUACUGUUCCAGGGCCGAGUCGUGGACCCUCAAUGAGACAAACCAUAGCUAAGCUGGCAGUUUUGCAAACUGAUCCAAGCUAGCUGCUCAUCACAAAUCAGGACUUCAAACUGCAAAUCAGAACUGGCAAUUCUAGGUGAACCGUGCCACGAUGGACACACUAGAAUGUAAGAUGAAGAUUGAAGAAUCCCGCAUUAUCCUCAAGUUUAAAACUUGAAACUCAGAAAUGAGACUCUGACCUAUAAGAGGUUGUGGCUCAAACACAGCAUUGCCAGGAACAAUGGCUCACACAAUGGCGCUAAGUUGGUAGCUGAAAAUAGCGCUAAGACGUAAAUACUGGCGCCAUUGGAUGAUUACCAUUUGGUGUUUUCGGGAAGAUCGGUCGCCAGAAUCUUUUCUCCUUUGGGCUCUUUUAUCGAUAAUAUCUUAGGACUCCGCGAGUCCCUCUAGAAAACGCUUGGCAACCUUCCGUGGAAACGCCCCUGGCAAUCGGGCUAAUGUUCGACAUUUUAACUAAUUUGUUAAGUUAAAACUUUAUUUUGUCUCAAAUGAGGUACCUUAUUGUCCUUUUUCAGCAGGCCCUAAGAAAGGACACCCCGCCCUCAUGAACUAACGCGAUCGAUAUCUGGCAAAUUACUAGGGCCCGCUAAUCAACGCUUUUUCGAAACUAUGAAUUAAAUUUAAGGCAAUUUAUGCAAUUUUUUACAAAUAUUAAGGAUAGGAUUCAAGUUCAGAAAUGCACAUUUCGCGGUCUACACAUAUUUGAAUAAAAGCCCUGUGCAUUAAAAGGACUACAUAAAACAAUUCACCUAAACAAACGUUAGAUAGAAAUUGUACAAUAAAGUUACUUACUCUAUUGUAUUCUCAGUAGGUUUGGCUGGGAUCGCAUCUGGACAACAGUAUCAAGUACGUCCUCCAAUUACUCCUGGCUUAGAUCUUAGAAUCCAUUCCUGAACAGAUUUAUUUGUGAUGGCGGUAUACCAUUUUGUAGGCGGCGUAUCAAGGAAGCCUUUCAAGAAUUUAGUAAGAGAGAAUUUGCAAGUUUCCUAGACAUUUAUAGAGUUUUUACUUCCGUUGGAAGUAAGUUGGGAGUUGGUUCCAUAACGUGGCUGCUUUUACCGAGUUCUCAGUCGUUAAAGCACUGUGCGUUUUUAUUAAAUGCAGGCACAAGUGGCCUUUAGGCCGUGCCGGGAGUUUCCUUGAACUGCAUGUUGAUGUCGUUUGGAGCUAUAGUCCAUUCAUCAUCUUCCAUGUAUGAUGAUGAUGUAUCAAUCUCGAGUCUCAGUGUCUCUACAGUGAGAGAAGACCCAGUUUCUGCAGGCGUUCCCAGUUAUCAAGAUUCUGGCAGCCUCCGACGAGUGUAGUGUGAACAUAGGGAAGUGCGACUUAUCUCUGAAUACGCUUAGGACCCAUGAUGUCAUCGUCCUUACUGUUUUAGCCAUUUGCUGUAUGUGGGGAGACCAGGAACAGUCAUUUGACAAGAGAAUCCCUAUGUCCCUCAUUGUUUCGGCUGGUUCAAUGAUUUCUCCGUUUAAUAAAUUGUAAUUUGUAGCAGGAGUAUUGACUUGUAAAGGGCCGUUAUCUCAGCAUUAAGGAAUUGUCCAGGCUGUAGUUCAGUAUCUCAGAUUUGGCCUCGUUAAGUUGCAAGAGGCCAUUCUUAACAGCUAGGUCAAUGAUUUUUCCAGCGAGCCUGGAAUCGUCAGAAAAUUACUUUACCAGAGCGGUAACCGCUGUACGGGUUGAUCGUCAAUGUAUAGAAGUUGGUGUACUAUUUCACAUAAAUUACUCAUUUGGGCGAUAAGGUACUCAAAUUUUAAUUAUUUUUUUGUGUUUUUAUACUUAAUGCUAGAUUUUUUAUUUGAUUGUACAUAGGUGUAGUUUUUAGCAAAACAUCCUUAAAACAGCUAUAAUCCAUCAACAAAACGAUGAUCAAAAAAAGUGAUGCUUGGUUUCUGAUGAAAUGUUUGCCAAACAGAUAGAUCUUUGAUUUCUGAUUGUUAUUAUUUGAAGUUUAACGUCUUUUGACGAUUUCAAUUUGGUCGUUUUAAUUUAUGAAUGAAAGCGAUGAAGAAAAAAAUGUUUCCAAUUCAAGAGGUGACAAUAUUCGAUCAAUUUCAAAAAAUAUUCUUUGGCGUCCUCUUGUGACCAAAACACCAAA